AUGGUAACGCAGUUUCAGGAGUUCGAAAAUCCAGUUCAAAUUAGUCCUCGCCACAGCUGCACAUCGUCAGGAUUUGUCAUGGAAAUGAUGAGCAGGAAGCCCGCUAAAGGUGUCCUAGCAGAACCAGCGGAAGGUCCUCUGGGACAGAAUCUAGAAGUGGAACCAUACUCACAAUACAACAGUGUUCAGUUUCCCCAAGUUCAACCACAGAUUUCCUCGUCAUCCUAUUAUUCCAACCUGGGCUUCUACCCCCAGCAGCCUGAAGAGUGGUACUCUCCUGGAAUUUAUGAACUCAGGCGAGUGCCAGCUGAAACGCUCUACCAGGAAGAGACUGAGGUAACAGAGAUUCCUGUAACAAAGAAGGCUCGACUGGGUGCGUCAGCAGGGAGAAUAAAAGGGGAUGAGCUAUGUGUUGUCUGUGGAGACAGAGCAUCUGGAUACCAUUAUAAUGCACUGACUUGUGAGGGGUGCAAAGGUUUCUUCAGGAGAAGCAUUACCAAAAACGCCGUGUACAAGUGUAAAAACGGGGGCAACUGUGUGAUGGACAUGUACAUGCGAAGGAAGUGCCAAGAGUGUCGACUAAGGAAAUGCAAAGAGAUGGGAAUGUUGGCUGAAUGUAUGUAUACAGGCUUGUUAACUGAAAUUCAGUGUAAAUCUAAACGACUGAGAAAAAACGUGAAGCAGCAUGCAGAUCAGACCAUUAAUGAAGACAGCGAAGCACGUGACUUGCGACAAGUGACUUCGACAACUAAGUCAUGCAGGGAGAAAACUGAACUCACCCCAGAUCAACAGAAUCUUCUACAUUAUAUUAUGGACUCAUAUAGCAAACAGAGAAUGCCUCAGGAAAUAACAAAUAAAAUCUUAAAAGAAGAAUUCAGUGCAGAAGAAAAUUUUCUCAUUUUAACUGAAAUGGCUACCAAUCAUGUACAGAUUCUUGUAGAAUUCACAAAAAAAUUGCCAGGAUUUCAGACAUUGGACCAUGAAGAUCAGAUUGCUUUGCUGAAAGGGUCUGCAGUUGAAGCUAUGUUCCUCCGUUCUGCUGAGAUUUUCAAUAAGAAACUUCCAGCUGGACAUGCUGAUGUAUUAGAAGAAAGAAUUCGAAAGAGUGGUAUCUCUGACGAAUACAUAACACCUAUGUUUAGUUUUUAUAAAAGUGUGGCAGAAUUGAAAAUGACUCAAGAAGAGUAUGCUCUGCUUACAGCAAUUGUUAUCCUCUCUCCAGACAGACAAUAUAUAAAGGAUAGAGAAGCAGUAGAGAAGCUUCAGGAGCCACUGCUUGAUGUGUUACAAAAGUUGUGCAAGAUCCAUCAGCCUGAAAACCCUCAACAUUUCGCCUGUCUCCUGGGUCGCCUGACUGAACUGCGGACAUUCAACCAUCACCAUGCAGAGAUGCUGAUGUCAUGGAGAGUGAAUGACCACAAAUUCACCCCACUCCUCUGUGAAAUCUGGGAUGUGCAGUGAUGAGCAUCAUAGGGGAAGGGUCUAACCUGUUAUUUUCCUCAUAACACAAAUCUGAUGUAUAACUUUCCUUUACUUCAUUUGCACUUUGUUUCACACAAGAAUUUUGAUGAAUAUUUAUGUAGUAAUUAUAUAACAUCCACGAUUGUAAAUAUGGGGCUAGAUAAAAUUACUUUCUCUACAUUGUAUUUUGCAAGGCUUCAGGGAAUCAUUCAUUCUAAUUGGCAUGCCCUGUUUGCCUAAUUAAAUUUAUCAUUAUUUCAAGUCUAUCUGUUGAAAUAGGGAAAAUCUCAUUUUGCUCUUCAUUUUACUUUAUUGCAUAUAUUUUAUUAGAGUUGUGUUCAACUUUGGCAAUAAACCGAACAUAAUGGCAACAGGGUUUUCUUUGGGAACAAAAUUUGAAAAAUAUACAAACUCUUAUUUCUUUAAAUGAUGAGUGACAUCCUAUUGAGCCCCAGGGGGUAAUUUACAAAAAGAUAAACUCUCACAACAUGAAUGGUGCUUUUCUCAUCUUUGGAGAAGCCCUGGUGAAUAGCCGUUUAUUUGUAAUAGCCCUCUGAUCAUUUCAUUUUCUUUGAAGUUCAAAGAGAAUAGUGUACAGAAAAGUUAAUGAUUCUCACAUAAAAUAUCCCCUCAAACAAUCCCUUUUCAUAAUUAGGGUCUUGAGGCAGCAUUUACAAAUUCACAGCAUGCAGAUAACUCCAGUGAUAGGACAUUCCCUUUGCUCUCUUAGAAGGGCUCACUAUUGGCUUCAGUGCAUAUAAUUAAUCAUUUUUUUGUUUGUUUUGUUUUGCUUUUGGAAAACACUCCUACAGCUGUGUGCACAGCUGUUAUAUACUUCCCCCAAAGCAGGAAUUAGUUCAUUUCCUUCCUUCAUUGUUAUACUGUUGCAUUCUUCUCCCCAUUAUCCUUUGCUGAAUACAAUAAAAUACCUUCUAUAAGUAA
Equus caballus (horse) is the source of this 2403-nucleotide messenger RNA. RefSeq names its product nuclear receptor subfamily 1 group H member 4 (gene NR1H4). Gene Ontology annotation, biological process: negative regulation of inflammatory response; bile acid signaling pathway; negative regulation of transcription by RNA polymerase II. The record is from RefSeq and is a predicted model, not a curated record. Lineage: Eukaryota; Metazoa; Chordata; Mammalia; Perissodactyla; Equidae. Gene Ontology annotation, molecular function: bile acid binding; RNA polymerase II cis-regulatory region sequence-specific DNA binding; zinc ion binding.